GCUCUUGUUAAAAUACGUGGAUGUAUUAAACCUCGGUGGCUGACCGCUAACAGUGAUUUUGCAAUGGCUUUCCUCAAGUGCGAACGUCGAUUUCCCCGCUGGUGUCCGAACGUAUGGCUGUGCAUUACCUUGAUGUUGACCUGGGCGCAGCACACCAAGUGUCUCGAUCGCUCCUUGGAAAGGAGAAUUGUGUAUCCGCUCUUCCUGGAAGGAAGGUCGGAGAGUGGUGCAAGAAUAUUGAAGCUGGACGAUGGACUCACUUUACACCUUGAACAAAGAUCUGCUUUCGACGACAAACUACUCAUCAGAACAGCGGGAGAAGAUAAUACCUUCGUCGAAAAGUUUAUGGAUGCGUCAGAGUUCAACAGCAAGCUUUUCCAAGAUCCACAGCACAUGGCUAGUGCAGUAGUGUCUGAAGAGGACGGCCUGCGUCUGAAUGGCAUCAUCGGAGAAGACAUGCUCAUUCGCCCUCUGUUGACGAUGGAACGAACUGCAGAAGGUCACGUUCCGCAUCUUCUAUACCGGGAAGAAUCCUUGAAGAAUGCAGCUGCACUAGACGACUACGUUUUCAUGCCCCGCUCAGAGGACCCCAGGUUUGAGGAUCGUCAAAUCAGAUAUGGUGAUGUCAAGGAAAUCCAGCCAGAAAUACACGUCGUCAUCGAUUCAGUAUUCUACACGGACUUUGGUAGAAAGGAAAGUGAUAUCAUUGCCUACUUCGGAGCCGUUCUAAACUCAAUAAACCUUAGGUAUGCCACCAUCAUAGACCCGAAAGUCACUGUGAAGAUUACUGGCUUCACUCUCAAUAAGUCUGUCUACGACGAGAGGUAUAUUACAACUUUUGGCGAAUACGGUGAAGAAUUUCAGCAGUAUGUCGAUAUGAAAAGCUCUUUGUACAGCUUCAGGAAUGCUUAUCGCAGGCAGCAGCCUGAUCUGUUUGCGAAGGUGGAUGCCUUCGUACUAGUCACGGGAAGGGAUAUGUGCAAAUUAGAAGAGUCGACGUCGACGUUGAGCUGUCUUGUUGCAGGAGAGGCUUAUGUAGCGGGCGCUUGCACAGAGUACCGGGCAGCCAUAGUUGAAGACAAGCCGUGGAUGUACCAUUCUGUUCGUAACAUUGCACACGAAUUGGCCCACAGCUUGGGAUGCGUUCACGAUGGCGAUGUCCCAGAAAACGGUAGAGAAAACCAUCCCGGUGCCACGGGUUGCCCGUGGUCCGAUGGCUACAUCAUGAGCUACUUACGAAACUCCACAAACCAGUUCCAGUUCUCUUCGUGUUGUGCCAGACGGAUUAAGGAUGUCGCUAACCUGCGUAGCCAUAUCUGUCUGCAUGUGAACAACACACAGAGAGAACGACCAACAACACACUACUUGCCAGGCACGAAUAUGACCUUACAUGAGUUUUGUAAAGCAUCCCUUGCUCAUAAGACUCGAGUCUACUAUUUCGACGAGAACGAACCAUACGUUGGUUGCAUGGUACCGUGCAGAACCGCUAACUACCAGGCCGGCGAAAAGCCGGUGUAUAGCACUGCGAAGGUAUUCGCCAUUGAUGGAAUACGCUGCAAUGGAGGAAACAAGGUGUGCAUACGUGGGGAAUGUAAAGCCUAUCCAUCGAAAACGUAGAGCGGAUAGACAAGCAAAGCACCGGUACAAAAAGGAAAAAAAGAAGACGAGGGCACCGAAGAAACUGAGAAUGACGCUCCUAAAUAUGUACGCGCUACGCAGUGAAUGGAAUAAAGGGUUCAAAC
This is a messenger RNA of Ornithodoros turicata, 1742 nucleotides long. Its product is annotated as venom metalloproteinase antarease TserMP_A-like. NCBI's taxonomy places the organism in Eukaryota, Metazoa, Arthropoda, Arachnida, Ixodida, Argasidae. Gene Ontology annotation, biological process: proteolysis. Bases 64 to 1617 code for a protein of 517 amino acids. Gene Ontology annotation, molecular function: metalloendopeptidase activity. The transcript is spliced from 14 exons. The record is from RefSeq and is a predicted model, not a curated record.